Messenger RNA from Hyaloperonospora brassicae, 2142 nucleotides. The record is from the annotation of a GenBank genome assembly. Lineage: Eukaryota; Oomycota; Peronosporomycetes; Peronosporales; Peronosporaceae.
AUGAGCGCACUCGUGACGGUCGCGACGUGCAACUUGAACCAAUGGGCGCUCGACUUUGACGGGAACCUCGAGCGCAUCCUCCAUUCCAUCUACGUGGCCAAGCAACGCGGGGCGCGCUACCGCGUAGGGCCCGAGCUCGAGGUCUGUGGCUACGGCUGCGAAGACCAUUUCCUUGAACAAGACACGUUUUACCACUGCUGGCAGUCGCUUGAGACGAUUUUGCGCUCGGACGCGACCAAUGGCAUUGUGUGUGACAUUGGUAUGCCAGUGAUGCACAACGGCGUGCGCUACAACUGCCGCGUGUUCUGCCUCAACCAGCGCAUCGUCUUGAUUCGGCCCAAGCUCUUUCUGGCAGACGAUGGCAAUUACCGGGAGACGCGCUGGUUCACGACGUGGAAGGCACAUGCUGGAAAACGCACAUUGGACGGGCUCGAUCAGUUUGUACUACCUGUGAGUCUACAGCAAUACACGGGUGCUGUUCACGUCCCUUUUGGUCCAGGGGCUGUGUCGCUGCUUGACACGACGUGCGCGUCCGAGACCUGCGAGGAGCUCUUUACGCCCGGCAGUCCGCACAUCAACCUCGGUCUAGCGGGUGUCGAGAUCAUUGGCAACGGCUCCGGCUCGCACCAUCAGCUGCGGAAGCUGCAUCAGCGCAUGGAUCUGAUUCGAGGCGCUACGACUAAAAGCGGCGGCGUGUACUUGUACGCCAAUCAACAAGGGUGUGACGGUGGUCGUCUGUACUAUGACGGCUGCGCUGUCAUUGUGGUGAAUGGUCAAGUGGUAGCGCAAGGCUCACAAUUUUCGGUGAAGGAUGUCGAGGUAGUAACGGCCACAGUGGAUCUGGAUGAUGUGAGGUCGUACCGCGGCUCAGUGAGCAGUCGAAGCGAGCAAGCGAGCUCGUUAGAUACGGUGGUAGCCAAGGUGCACGUCGAUUUUAGAUUGUGCCACGAUGAGAUGUUGUUUGUCAAGCCAACUGCUGCUGUGGAAGUGCACUACCACGUGCCCGAGGAAGAGAUUGCCCUCGGACCAGCGUGUUGGAUGUGGGAUUAUCUGCGACGAAGUGGAGGUAGCGGAUUCUUCUUGCCAUUGUCAGGCGGCGCGGACUCGUCGUCUGUGGCAUGCAUUGUUGGCGUGAUGUGCCAUCUCGUAGUUGAGGCCGCCAACAAGGGUGAUGAGCGGGUUGUACAGGACGUGCAGCGGAUUAUGAGCACCUUAGGCCAAGAAUAUCAACCUUUGACGCCUGCUGAGCUCGCAUCGCACAUUCUCCACACCACGUACAUGGGAACGAAGAAUAGCUCGGCCGCCACCAAGAAACGUGCUGCAACACUUGCGAAAGAAAUUGGGUCCUACCAUCUUGACAUGGGUAUGGACAUGAUGGUGGAUGCCGUGGUCAAAACUUUUUCGGUGCUGACUGGCAAGACCCCUCAGUACCUUUCUCGCGGAGGGACCUUGCAAGAGGAUCUCGCGCUGCAAAAUAUCCAGGCGCGUCUUCGAAUGGUAAUGGCUUACCUCCUUGCCCAGCUCCUGCCGUGGGUGCGGUCCAAGACCGGCUUCCUACUUGUGCUCAGUUCCGGUAACGUAGAUGAAGCGUUGCGUGGGUACAUGACGAAGUACGACUGCAGCAGCGGUGAUUUGAACCCGAUUGGCGCAGUGUCGAAGGGUGACUUGAAGAAACUGCUUCGCUGGGCUGCUGUCAAAUACAACUACCCCGCUCUACAGACUGUCGAACAGGCGCCGCCGACUGCAGAACUUCGUCCUACCGACGAGAAUGCCGGAGAAGAUGCUGAUCAUUCUCAGCUUGACGAGGACGACAUGGGGAUGACGUAUGACGAGCUAGGCAUUUUCGGUCGAUUGCGAAAGAUUGACCGCUGCGGUCCUUACUGGAUGUUUCGCAAGCUCACGCACAUGUGGACUCUUUUGACGCCCACGGAUGUGGCAACGAAGGUCAAGCGAUUCUUCUUCUAUUACUCCAUCAACCGCCACAAGAUGACGACACUGACUCCGUCCUAUCACGCCGAGAACUACUCUCCUGAUGACAACCGUUUCGACUUGCGCCCGUUUCUAUACAACGCGCGCUGGGAUCGCCAGUUUGACUCCAUCGAUACGCUUGCUGCGAAAAUGGAAGAGAAAAGGAAGCUGUGA